AUGACUCCGCUGGGCCAGCUCAGAUACGGCGCCGUCCUUGCUGCCGAGGCCCGCAAGUGGCUGGAGUCGUGUGUUCGACUCGAGCUCAACAGCGAGCUGGCCACCUAUCCCCGGAUCGCUGGUUUUGAGACCGACGGCCGGGGCCAGAAUGUAUCGCGUAUGGAACACCUCGUCAUCCGGGAUCUGGAUCUCGAGUCGUUGGCCGUGGGCCAGACUCUCCAGAACGACGAGGAAGCGCGUCCUCCUCCCGGCCGUGUUGUCGCGUUUGCAGAGUUCAGAUAUCACCCUCACCCACACCCACACCCACACCCACACCCAUUGAACGAAGCCGGGGCGGGAAACCUAGGGCCAACACAGAGCUCAGAGCAGGAAGACCCUGCCUCAGCCGAGUCAGAGACAAAGACAGAGCCACCAAUCGAUCUCCCACCUUCGGCUCACCGCGCACUGCACGAACACUGGGACAAGGCCGUCGAAGCCGCCCUGUCGGCGCAGUUCGGCGGGAUGCACUGCUUCGAGGUGCGCGGCAUCGGGACACUCUCGCCAUCACACCUGCGCAGAGGCAUCGCCAGCAGGCUUCUGCGUUGGAUCUUUCCCUGGGCAGACAAGUUGGGCGUCCCCGUCGUCCUGGCUGCCACGCCGCCGGGGUACCCUUUCUACAUCCAACAUGGGUUCGUGGAAGUGGACGACGGCGGCCCGCGGAGUUUUGUCCAGUGCAACAUGACGGAGUGGGGAGGUGAGGGUGUCCAUCGGCAUGUUCUUAUGAUAAGAUGGCCGACAACACGGUCGGAUCCAAGUGCUAGCUAG
Cladophialophora psammophila CBS 110553 is the source of this 804-nucleotide messenger RNA. RefSeq lists its product as uncharacterized. The transcript has a single exon. Bases 1 to 804 code for a protein of 267 amino acids. The record is from RefSeq and is a predicted model, not a curated record. NCBI's taxonomy places the organism in Eukaryota, Fungi, Ascomycota, Eurotiomycetes, Chaetothyriales, Herpotrichiellaceae.